Messenger RNA from Electrophorus electricus (electric eel), 997 nucleotides. RefSeq names its product regulator of G-protein signaling 9-binding protein. The record is from RefSeq and is a predicted model, not a curated record. NCBI's taxonomy places the organism in Eukaryota, Metazoa, Chordata, Actinopteri, Gymnotiformes, Gymnotidae.
UUACAUUAAAAUACCUGCUAAAACUUGCACUCUACAGAAAGAUUCUUCAACGACCAGGCUUGCUCCUGUGUAUGAAAGUUCAGCCUCAAGUGUGCCAAAACUCAAAUUGGCUAUUGAGGCCAUGAACCGGUGGCGGCGGUCAGUGGGGGAGAUUCAGGCCAGGCGGAGACAGGUGAGCGAGUGCGAGCAGGCGCAGGCUGCCUUGGGCAAGGUGAUCGCCUGCUUCCAACAAAUGACCACCUGCAUGGGGAGCAACACAGACAGCAGCAGCCUAAGGGAGGAGCUGGAGGAAACCAGGACACUGGCUCAUAGGAUAUGCACAGGGCUGCACCGGAGACUGCUCGCCCUGCUGGUAGAGACAGAGCAGGGGCAGGAAGACCGCGAGCAGGUGGAGCGCCUCUGGGUGCUAUUCCUCUGCUGCCUGGAGAGCUUUCAGCAAGACCUGAGGAGAGUCAGUACCCUCGAGGAGAUCUUUCCCCUCACCCAGCGUAAGGACCGACAGGCCCUGGUUAAUACUGGUGCAGUUGGUGGGGGACCGGAGGUGGCGGCUCGGGCCGCCAUAGUGAAGAUGCCCUGGGUGACAGGGGAUGGAGAGCAGAGGCCGGACAUGAGGGGCCAUGUGCUGGAGAUUGACGGUCUGAUCCAGGAGAUGCUGCAGAGAGUAAACAUUCCCCUCUGGUCGGUGGAGCCCAUGCAGAAGGCCUGGGCUGAGGCCUGCAAAGAUGGACAGGAUGAGGAAGACACAUUGGAAGCGAUGAUGGAGGUGGAAGUAGUUUCUCAGGCCAACAGAGCGUUCGGCUGCUGCAGUCAUUCCAACUGCAGAUUAGGGUGCAUUUUCUGUCUGCUCAACUAGAGUGGAAAAUUUAGUGAAGUAAUAUGGAAACUAUAGCUCUGAAACAGAGAAAUCCAGGUUCAAUUCCAGAGUACUCAACAAACAUAAAAUCAGCUCUCUUACCAAAUAGAUAAUUAAACAUUAUUCCUUGGAGAGUAGACAAAC